Pomacea canaliculata is the source of this 1984-nucleotide messenger RNA. RefSeq names its product retrograde protein of 51 kDa-like. The record is from RefSeq and is a predicted model, not a curated record. Lineage: Eukaryota; Metazoa; Mollusca; Gastropoda; Architaenioglossa; Ampullariidae.
AAACCGGCGUCAGGCCAUAGGCGAAGUGCCUAGCGUCCUCUUUGCUGUCGGUCGCACGCAGUCUCCUCGGUCUGUCCUCCGCGCUCGCACACACAGCCGCACCUCCUUCUCUCUUGCUUCGUCGUCGUUGCGACCGGUUGUUGCAGCAUCAGUGGUGGUCUCGUCGUCGCCGACAGCAGCCAUCUACUUCAACCUUUCCCUCAAAAAAGGGGUUUAGUUUCUUGCGCUCUCUUCAAUCUCUCCAAAUCGCAAGAUGACGGACGAAUACCUUCCCAAGACCCACCAGAAAACGGUACUCCUGAACCGUUCCACUGUCGUUCCCAAGUCAAGGACCAGUCUUUACAAUGUGUCUACCUCCGUCUCCCGCCUGUCCGGCUCGGGCUUCUUUGACCCUAGCGUCUACUCCAAGAUGUCCAACGCCGGCAUCUCCGACUUCCGUGGCAACCGCGAGAAGGAAAAGCGGGAGAUGCAGGGUCUGAACGAGCGUCUGGCCUCCUACAUCGAGAAGGUCCGCUUCCUCGAGGCCCAGAACAAGCGCCUGGAGGCCGAGAACGAGGCCCUGCGAAACCGCAAACAAGAGGACUGGAAACCCAUCCGGGACAUGUACGAAGGGGAGUUAAACCAGUGCCGAGAGCUGCUCAAGCAGAUGUCCACCGAGAAGGGUGUCAACGAGGGCCGUCUAGCGGGCAUGCAGGACGAAAUCCGAGCCCUCAAGGAACUGAUCAACACAUAUGAGAACCAGUCGAAGGACUACAUCAAAAAGAUCGAUCAGCUCAAUAACCAGAUCGGUGACUACGAAGGGGAGACAGCCACGCUGCGACUGAGGAUAGCGUCCCUUGAAGACGAGGUCGGCAAGUACCGUGACCUCUUGGCCAGGUUGAAGGAAGACAAUGCCCGCUUGCGCGCUGACCUGGAUGCUGAGACAUGUGCCCACAUUGAACACGAAGUUGACGCUCAGGCCAAGGCAGAAGAGAUCGAAUUCCUUAGGGAUCUUCUGGACAAGGUGCAGGUUCAAGAGCUACCACCCGUCACCGUCAAUGGCAAGGACUUGGAGGCUUUCUACAAAGGUGAAAUCGCCAGAUGCGUGCGAGAUAUUCAGCAGGAGUAUGACAAGCUGGCCGCCAUGACCAUGGACAUCGAAGCCAAAUAUGCCGCCCAGAUGAAUCAACUGCGUUCUGGCAAUGCCAGAGAGAACUUCGAGUUGGCGCACUCCAAGGAGGAAGUGAAGCGUUUGAAGGACGAGUUGGGCAAACUGAAGGCCACCAUUGCCGAACUGAACGCUGAGCUGUCGAAGACACGGUCUGAGCGUGACAGCUACAUGGCACAGCUGAGCGAACUGCAGCUGGAGCUGGACCGCGAGAGGACGGAGAACGCCCGCAGACUGGACGAGCUCAACAUGCAGAUCGAGGCUCUCAUGGCCAGCCUUCGCGAACUCAUGGACUGCAAGAUGUCCCUGGAACUCGAGAUCAGCUGCUACAAGAAGCUGCUGGAGGGCGAGGAGAACAGGACUGGCCUGAGACAGCUGGUAGAGCAGACGAUCGGCACCCGAGGCAGCGGAGCCGCCAGCCUGGCUGAUAUGAUCCAGCAAUCCAGCAUGAGCUCUUCAACCGGAAGGCUAACAAUUCAGAGGCAAGCCAAGGGACCCUGUACUAUUCGAUCAGUCGAGCAAUCAGGCAGUAAUAUUGUCAUAGAAAACACCAGUUCUGGAGCACGCGCUAAGAGCCAAAAUUUGGAUGGCUGGAGCAUUGAAAAGGAAGUGAACGGCAAGGUGACGUUUAAAGUCGCCCUACCGGACUUUGAACUGGAGCCUAAGGGAGCCUUCACGAUAUGGGCCAAGGGAGCCAAGGCCGUCAAGUCCGACAAGAGUGAAAUGAUCGCUGACUUCUUCUCCUUCGGUACCGGAAACGGCGUCUUCACACUGCGUGAUCAAACUGGCCAGGAGAAGGCGCAGCUGACUAUGCGCUUUGUCGAGCAGUCGUGAAAA